UUCUCCAAUCCUAUGUUUUGCUUUCUUCUAUGUUACAAAUUUCAUCUUCUGGUCGAUCAUAAAUAUGGGGAUAUUUAAGACUGUGUACAACCAGUAUCCAGGACCGUGUCGUGUUGUACAAGUGAACGGUUCCGAAGACAUCUCCUUGCUGCCAAGUGGUCAAGCUUUCAUAUCUAGUGGCUUAUGUGAAGUUAUGUCAGGAGCAUUCAAUUGUCAUGGUUCUGCUCAAGAUGGCAGCAUUAUCUUGUUUGACUUUAAUAAGCCUUAUGACAAUACAAGAAGGAUUCAUGUUCUGUCAUCAUCCACCUUUGAUUCUAAAUGUUUAAAUCCUCAUGGUCUCUCCCAUUGGCAAAAUCCUCGGACUGGGGAAGUGUUGCUGUUUGUUAUUAAUCAUUGCCCGGACGGUGAAUCAAUUGAUGUGUUUGAGUGGAUUCCUGAUGAAUACAGUUUGAAACACACUGCAUCAAUUCAACACCCUCUCAUAUCUUCACCCAACGAUUUACUAGCUGUUGGUCCAAACUCUUUCUACUAUACUAACGACCAUUAUUUCAAUUAUCGAGGUUUCAAAAGCCUUGAGAGUUACCUACAGAUUUCAUUUGCCUCGGUUCGUUUCUAUGAUGGUGAUACAAAGGAAGUUACACAAGUAGCUUCAUCACUAUGUUGGCCAAAUGGAAUAGCUGUCUCGCCUGAUGGAAGAUUCCUCUAUAUCACUACAUCAAUUGGUUUAGAGCUGAUUAUCUAUGAACGAAACAAAAUUGACAAUUCACUGCUGCUUGCUCAAGUCAUACGUAUGGCUGAAAGCUGUGACAAUCUGUUUGUGUUGUCGCAGUCAGGGGCUUUAUUGACUGCCUGUCAUCCUCGAAUUGUUGAUGUUAUUGAACAUCUCUACAACAACUUCAGCCACCCAGCUGGUUCUCUAGUACUCAAUAUACAACUUGGGCCAGAAAAUACUGAAAACCAACAGGAGCGAUUUCCUGAUUACCAGAUACAGCAAAUCUACAGCAAUGAUGGAAGACAGCUGAAAGGGUCUAGUGUGGCCGUUUAUCAUGAAGGAAGUAUGCUGGUUGGAUCCAUAAAAGAUAAUCUUCUUUAUUGUCAAGUCAACUCAGUGCAGCUAUGAGUGCAUAUAUAUAUAUAUGUAUGUAGCUAUAGUGUGCAAGUUAUAGAACAUGCUAUAGAACACGAGAAACUGUUUUUAUGAACGCUAUGAAACAUGCACUAUAGAGUCAGAUUAUUAGUCUAAGUUAUAUUAUAUAUUAUUCAACUAUUAAUUAUUGAUUUAGUAGAUGGUACACUAACGUGCAAAUGAAUGAAACACUUACAAGCUUGAAAUCAACGUAGUGAAAGGAAAGUUGUAUACAGCCGCUGUUCAAAAACUCUUCUUAUCAGACA
This is a messenger RNA of Corticium candelabrum, 1392 nucleotides long. Its product is annotated as serum paraoxonase/arylesterase 2-like. NCBI's taxonomy places the organism in Eukaryota, Metazoa, Porifera, Homoscleromorpha, Homosclerophorida, Plakinidae. The transcript is spliced from 5 exons. The record is from RefSeq and is a predicted model, not a curated record. Gene Ontology annotation, molecular function: arylesterase activity. The coding region runs from base 65 to 1120 and encodes 351 amino acids.